Penicillium nucicola is the source of this 387-nucleotide messenger RNA. RefSeq lists its product as uncharacterized. The transcript has 2 exons. The record is from RefSeq and is a predicted model, not a curated record. Lineage: Eukaryota; Fungi; Ascomycota; Eurotiomycetes; Eurotiales; Aspergillaceae. The coding region runs from base 1 to 387 and encodes 128 amino acids.
AUGGGGCUCGCGAAUGAGGCCGCGCUCAUCAUCUUCGCGGCCCAGGAUUGUAUCAGUCAGAGGGAGGAUGAAGGAUCGGAGGUGCGAAAAGUUGCGCUUGCGCGAGAGAUCGCAGAAGGGAAUGUCAUUCCUGGCAGAAGCACAUGCGCAGGGGAGACCGAUCGCGAGAUGAAGACUGAUAUCGAUGUAGGAUUGAGGGCGAAGAAAGUGUUCGACGAGGUCGAGUCGCGGAGUGGUGCGUUGAGGGGGUUUCGAGCGGGAGGACAAAGGCGCCGGGAGUCGCGCCGCAACCUGCGGGCAGGUAGGGAAGAAGGUGAGAUGAAAUCCAGUAGCCAGGAAUCGAUUCCUGCCAACUGGAUCAGAAGUGACGAGUAUUCCAAUGGAUAA